AUGUACAGACAAAUCAAAGUCCAUAAAGAUGACUGGGAUCUUCAGAGGAUCUUUUGGAUGGAUGAACACUCCGACAUCAUCCCAUAUCAACUCAUAACAGUCACGUAUGGUACCAGAUCAGCUUCAUUCCUGGCUAUUCAUGCAAUGAUCCAGCUAGUCAAGGAUGAAGGUCAUAAAUUCCCUCUAGCUGUUAAUCCAUUAUUAAAAGGGACAUAUGUGGAUAACAUUUUACGAGGUGCUGAUACAAUUCCAGCGAACGACUCAUUCAAGUUCACCUCAAAACCUCCUCGUGAGAAGUCCAAGCUCACGAAGAGAAUCAUUUUAUCAGAAACAGCGCAACUCUAUGAUCCACUUGGAUUUCUAGCACCUUUCAUUGUCAGAGCGAAGAUUUUACUGCAAGACAUCUGGCUAGAUAAACUCUCAUGGAAUGAACCAGCCCCAGAUCACAUUAUCUCUAAGUGGAACAGUGUCAGAUCAGAACUCUCCCAUGUUUCAGACCUCUCAAUUCCACGGUGGUUAAAGAUUACUCAGAAAUCUACCGUGGAACUUCAUGGAUUUUCAGACGCCUCACAACUAGCUAUGGCAGCAGUUGUUUAUGUACGGUCAACUCAUCCAGAUCAUGGAACCUGUUCAACAAUAGUCUGCUUAAAGUCUAAAGUUGCUCCACUCAAGAAGAUGUCUAUUUCUAGACUAGAACUCACCGCAGCAUUGCUGUUUGCCGGACUAAUCACGUAUGUUAAAAGCAACUUAGUCGUUCAGCCAACUCAAAUGAAGCACCCUCUGUGGUGGAUAGGCCCACAGUGGUUAACAUCAGACGAAUCAUCAUGGCCAACUCAAUCAUUAGUGUACGAUUCUAAAGCUCAGCAGGAAGAGCGACUCAGGAUUACUUUAACUCAGACUCUGACAAUUCAACAUGAUUAUCAUUGGGAAAUGAUCUACAGACACGUUUGUCUAAUCAAAUUGUUCAGAGUGACUGCAGUUUGCUUUAGAUUCAGCCAACUCCUUAGACGAGUACCUCAGUCGCCUGUUACCUUCCCUCUUACGCUACAAGAAUUAGAGAGAGCAAGGAUUUUUCGGAUAAAGGCAACUCAAGAAUCGUACUCCUCACAAGAAAUGGAGCAGAUCAACUCAAACUCACUGCCCGUCUCACACCCCCUCGCACGUUUAACAGCAGUUAUUGAAACUCAAGGAGUUGUACGUGUUCAAGGGAGGUUAGCAAGUGCUAACUUGGACGAAGAAGCAAAGCAUCUUGCAAUUUUACCACAGAAAACUCAUCUUUCCAGACUAAUCAUUGCAGAUGCUCAUGAAUGA
Chelonus insularis is the source of this 1311-nucleotide messenger RNA. RefSeq lists its product as uncharacterized. NCBI's taxonomy places the organism in Eukaryota, Metazoa, Arthropoda, Insecta, Hymenoptera, Braconidae. The coding region runs from base 1 to 1311 and encodes 436 amino acids. The transcript has 3 exons. The record is from RefSeq and is a predicted model, not a curated record.